This is a messenger RNA of Melospiza georgiana, 1512 nucleotides long. It is a transcript of the gene AIRE, whose product is annotated as autoimmune regulator. Gene Ontology annotation, molecular function: DNA binding; translation regulator activity; DNA-binding transcription factor activity, RNA polymerase II-specific. NCBI's taxonomy places the organism in Eukaryota, Metazoa, Chordata, Aves, Passeriformes, Passerellidae. The transcript has 10 exons. The record is from RefSeq and is a predicted model, not a curated record. Gene Ontology annotation, cellular component: cytoplasm; nucleus. Gene Ontology annotation, biological process: regulation of transcription by RNA polymerase II; humoral immune response. The coding region runs from base 1 to 1356 and encodes 451 amino acids.
AUGGCGGGCCCGGGCAGCGGGGACGGGGACUUGCGGCGCCUGCUGAAGCUGCACCGCACCGAGAUCGCCAUGGCAGUGGACGACGUCUUCCCACUGCUGCAUGGCCUGGCUGACCACGAUGUCGUCCCUGACCACAUCUUCAAGGAGACGCUGAGCCGGGCGGAGCGGGAGGGCUCCCACCGCGCUUUCCACGCGCUGCUCACCUGGCUGCUGGGCGGCGACACCGCCGCCCUCCGGGACUUCUGGGCCGUCCUCUUCAAGGAUUACAACCUGGAGCGCUACUCCCGGCUCCGGCCUCUCCGCGGCGCCUUCCCCAGAGAGGUGGAGCUGGGGCGGCAGCGCCGUGGAAGGCGUCUCUCCCCGAGCCCCACAGCACCGGCCCCACACAGACCCCAAGGCAAGAGGAAAGCCCCUGAGGAGCGGGACAAGGCCCGGGCGGCACAGUCCGCUCCACGGCACAGUGCCAGUCCUGGUAUGGAGACCCCUGCAGGGCCCCUGGUGAAGGCAAAGACUGUGAAGAAGCCGGAAGGCACAGAUACCCCCCGCACCUCUCGUGCCAGUGCUCUCCAGGCAGUGGCUGCCUCGGUGCAGAGAGCGGUGGCUGUGGCAGGUGGUGAGGUGCCCGUCAGCCGUGGGGCCAUCGAGGGCAUCCUCAUUAAACACGUGCUGGACCCAAGGUGGGUGAUGCAGGGGGAGAGGGCAAGGGCAGUGAAAUACCUGGCCACAGCCAUGGCUUCAGCCCGUGAGGGUGGCAGUGACCCCUGCCCACUCCCCCGGGGACAGGAGAAUGAGGAUGAGUGUGCAGCAUGCGGUGACGGUGGUGAGCUCAUCUGCUGUGACGGCUGCCCCAGGGCCUUUCACCUUGCCUGCCUGGUGCCCCCGCUGCCCCACGUCCCCAGCGGGACAUGGCGCUGCGGCUCCUGCGUGGAGAACGUGACCGAACCAGGCCAGCUGCUGGAGGCAGACCUGCCUGUGGAGAGACCCCCCGAGACCCUGGGGGAGGCGGCACGGGACACCCAGCAGGGUGGAGCGGAGGGGAGCGUCUGCAGCCGCUGCUGCACCCGGAUCCCCACUCCCCACCACUGUCCUGCUCCCAGUGGGGACCCCGGGGGGCUACAGCUGUGCAUGUCCUGCACGGGCACCCUGGACACAGGCGGUCUGGGCACCACUGCAGCAGCUGGAGACCAACUGCUUCCAGCAGCCAAGGCAGAGGAUGGAGCCCUUGGCAGUGACCCUGUGCUGAGCCGGGAGGAGCUUGACACGCUGCUAGGCGAGAGCACGUGGGAUGGGAUCUUGCAGUGGGCAUUCCAGACCAUGGCACGGCCGCUGGCAGAAACACAGGGGCUCCUUGCCUAGCGCACAGACCAAGCAGGAGAAUCCAAAUGGCAAGCAAUGAAAAGGCAACCUCGGAGACACACGAAAAACAAGAUGAACGCAGGCACAAUGACAGCACAAAGAAGUCACAGAAUACAACACUGACCCUCAACAGGACAACCCACAAUGGCACAAACA